CGCAGCUAGUCCGUAACAACGCGCGACCGACGCCGCGUCCUGAUUUUUUUAAGUAAUUUUUGUAAAAAAAAAGUACUUCAAAUAAUGAUAAGUUGAUACCAAAGUGCCGUGCUUAGUGAUUGCUUCUGAAGUGUAUUUCACUAUUGUGCUUUAAACGCCACACACACGUAGAACACAAAAAUGCCAAUUGGUAACGUGAAUAGAGAGACGGCCCCGAAGAGGGAAACUUUCAGGCCCCCAUGGGUUAAGGAGAAGGAUACAGAGGCGCCACCAGCCUGGCUGCAAAAAAAAUUAAAACCCGUGGAAAGUACUACGAAGAACCCGGAAAGUGACACUCCACCUGCACCCUCUGCAAUUACAAAACCACUUAAACCAGUUCUUAAAAAGCAAUCAACGAUAAGAGAAAAAACUGAAAACGGUGUGUCUGAACAAACAGAAGAAAAACUCGUUAAGCCAUCGGCAGCUAAGCUAGCCGACAAAGCUUCAAAGUCUGAAGAUAAACCAAAAUUCGUAAAACCUUCUAUAAAGUUCAACGAAAAAACAAGUAAAUCAGAUGAUAAAGUUAAUAACGAUAAACUACCAGAAAGACCUAUUCUCAAAAGCGUCAGGACUAUUGAUGAUAAAGGUAAAGAAAAGUCAGUUAGUAUAAAUGAUAAAAAACCAAUAGAGAGAAAUGAUACAGUAAAACAAAACAAUACGAUAAACGAUAAAGAUCCUAAAGCAUCUAACAGCUUAAAUAAUCUCAAAAAAGAUAAAACUAUUGAUAAAACAAAGGCGGAUGAAAAACCUAAUGAUAAAUUGACUACAAACUUAAACAGUAACUCCACUAAGGACAACAAAAAACUUGAGAAAGUUACUGAAAAAUCAAAAGAAGAAGAGAAGACUGAGGAUAAGUCUAAAAUGGCAACAAAACCACCGACUCCCCUUGACAAAACUCCUUCCAAGCUUCCACCCCGCAAGCCAUCGCUGCAAAAGGCACCAUCAAAGGAUGAUGUUAUGCUAAAAAAAUGGAGGGAUCCUUUGCAUGAACGCGUUAAAGAAAACAUUGAUAAAACUCUGGCAAAUGAAAUUCCAAAAGGACACACUUUAACAAAGAACGAAAGCUUAAGAAGCCUACUGAAACCUGCACCACCACCGAUGCCACCGCCAUUGCCACCGAAACUUCCGCCACCACCAGACUUUAAAAAGGCACCUAUAGAUCCUACGAAAUUGAAAAAAAUAGAACAACUCCGUAGCCGACCAAGAAGGAGGCCUGAUUGGAGUGAUAUGAUGAAAGAGGUGGAGCAAGGAAAAAAAUUAAAACAUGUUGUAUGUAAUGACAGGUCAAAACCAAUCAUCACACAAUCAGUAGUGAUUAAAAAUAAGGAUCAAUUUAUAUUUGAAUCUGAACAACCCAAUUCACACAAUGAACUGUUGAGGGAAAUAACAAAAGGUGUAAAACUCAAAAAAGUAAGAACAAAUGAUAGAAGCAAACCUAAUUUAGAAGGCUUAAGGAAAUUCAGAAGGCAGAUGACCAUAGAAGAACAAGUCCAAAAGUCAAUGUCACAGGCUAAUCUUGCUGCCUCCCCAUCGGGUGUAUCUAUAGCGGAGACAUCUCAGGCUGUCGAAGAAGAUGAAAUUGACGAAAUGGAUGAUAUUGACAAAGUUAGAGACGAUCUUCAAUCUACUAAGCAGCUAUUAGCUAUUGAACUUAGAAAUAAAGAAGCCCAAGAAAGAGAAAACAAGCGCUUGUUGACUAGGAUACAAAAUCUAGAAGCGGAACUGGCAAGAGAACGCGCUAUUAUUAAACAAGAACAACACAAAACUGUAAUAUCUGUGACAGAUGCCUAUGAUGAACGAUUAGUUAAUAAUCUAAAAAUGGAAGUUGAAAAGGCGAAGGAAACGGCGGAUAAUUUAGAAAAACAAUAUUUAAUAGCAGCAGAAGAAAGAGAUGAUGCACAGACAGAAUUAGAAGAAGUGAAGAGGCGAAAUGCAGAAUUGGAAAGGAAAUUAGAGCAAGCUCUUUCAGGUAAAAUUGACGAGCUAAUGAAAUCGGAGGAGCCGUUAUCUUACUAUCAAAAAAGUCAGCUUGACUUUUUAAAGCAGUGUAGGUUAUUGAAUAUAGAUGUUAACUGCCCCGAAGCUCAGCAAUUAAAAUCAAACCUUUCUGACGCUAAUACUACUAAUAAUGCUUUUACUAAUAACCAAGAGGACGAGGGAAUCAUUCCUACAAAUGUUGGAUCAAGACGUUCUAGUCAUGCCAUCAAGCAACUGUCUGUGACCAAGGAUGAAAGCUUUGACGAAGAAGAAGAAUCAGAAGAAGAAGAGGAGGAGAGUGAAGAAAAGAAACAGAAAAGAAUAGAGAAAGAAAUCCGCAACAUGAAAAAUAAAAUCCGCCAUUUGAAGGAGAAGCAAGAUAACAUGAAGAGAGAGAGAAUGGGCUAUAAAAUGGCAUUAAAGAACCAGCAAGCUUGUCUCAAGGAAGAAAAACGUAAGUAUAAGGAACUGAAACGUGAAGUUGACAAGAUGGCUGCUAUGAUGAAGGAAGUUGGUACGGACGAGGAAGAUGAAGAAGACGAGGAGGAAGAGUCUGAAGAAGAAAAGAAGAGUGAGACUGAAGAGGAAGAAACUGAAACCGAAACAGAACAAGACACUGAAAGUGAAACGGAGAGUGAAAGUGAACCAGAGGACGCGCCGCUGCCGAAAAAGAAAGACAAUCUCACGAAGCGUUUGAAAAGACAUGAAACAAGAGUGAACGCCUUGAAAAAAGGCAAUACACUUCUCAGUGCGAAUGUCGAUCGACUAAAAGACGAUGUCCUCAUACAAAAGGAGAAGUCUCUCUCACUCCAGAAAGAACUGGACUCUCUUAUUGAAGAUUUAGAAUAAAAAAGAUAUAAAUAUUUAUUUUACGUAAUUUCAGCUUUUAAAUAAUGUUUCUAAUAUGAAGAAUAAAAUAAACGUGAAUGCUUAUAUUUUAUAAAAUUAAUUCUUUAAAAUGAAUUUGAAUUUUUGCACACUGGCUACUAUUGUUUUUUUUUUAAGUAAUAAUUAUAUUUAUAAACCUUUUAAACAGUUCUAUUGUCUAUAAUUCAGUAAGGCUUAAGCUAAAAUUAACUUACCAUCCGCUGGAAAAUUUUCUGGAAAAAUAACUUUAAAACUAAGAUUACAUAGGUUUAAUAUUACGUAGCUAAUAAAGCUAAAGUGUUAAUACCUAUUUUGUUAUACCAUAAUUAAUAAGUGCCUAUCUCAGUCCCAUUAGAAAUAUUAUGCUAUCUGUGUGAGAAAAGUUUUUAUCGCUAGCUUUUUUGUAUACCAACAUAUGUAAAUAGACUGAAGAAACCUGAUUUUAGGUAGCUUGGAUCUAUAAAAUUUAUCUUCGACUUUAAUUUAAUUCUGUAUUUACACACUUUUACGUUAUUUUAGGUAGAUAGAUAUAUAA
This is a messenger RNA of Vanessa atalanta (red admiral), 3418 nucleotides long. RefSeq names its product glutamic acid-rich protein (gene sals). Lineage: Eukaryota; Metazoa; Arthropoda; Insecta; Lepidoptera; Nymphalidae. The record is from RefSeq and is a predicted model, not a curated record. The transcript has 13 exons. Bases 181 to 2865 code for a protein of 894 amino acids. Gene Ontology annotation, molecular function: actin binding.